This is a messenger RNA of Colossoma macropomum (tambaqui), 831 nucleotides long. RefSeq names its product complement C1q-like protein 3. NCBI's taxonomy places the organism in Eukaryota, Metazoa, Chordata, Actinopteri, Characiformes, Serrasalmidae. The transcript has 3 exons. Bases 49 to 711 code for a protein of 220 amino acids. The record is from RefSeq and is a predicted model, not a curated record. Gene Ontology annotation, molecular function: protein binding.
CCAUAUUCAACUGAACCUUUCCACUCUCUGUACUGUAAUUAUCUCAGGAUGAGGGUCAGUGUGGUUCUGCUUUGGCUCUUCUUGUCUUGUGUUCAGCUCCAGAGAGCUGAUGACCAGCUCAGAGCGAGGGAUGUGCAGCUUCUGAACAAGGCUAAUGUGGAGAGAUCAGUGCCAGACCAAACCCACGAACAUCAUGAUAUGUGCACCGAGCUGAGAGAGCUGAAGGACAUGGUCACGCAGCUGAGGGAGCAGCUGCAGUCCAGCCAAAGCGAGAUUGAAGAGCUGAAGAAACAAAACGCAGCCCACGUGAAAGUAGCGUUCUCAGCUGCUUUGGGAAAGGAUGGGUACUACGGGCCCUUCACAACCGAUGUUACGAUGACCUUCAAGAAAGUCUUCACAAAUAAUGGAAAUGCUUACGAUCCAGUCACAGGUGUCUUCACUGCACCAGUCAAAGGGGUCUACCACUUCACAGCCACCAUCUUCGGGAUGUACAGCAACCACUGGACGGGCAUGAGGUUUUUCCAUAAUGAAGAUAUACUGUUUACAGUAUCUGACCUUUCCAAUGGAAACCAUGUGAUUGUCAGUAGAGACAUCAAUCUGUCACUGGAGAAGGGCGAUGUUGUAUUCAUAAAACUUACAGCCAACCAUCAGGUUUAUGAUGAAUCCAACAACCUUAACACGUUUGGUGGCUUCCUGCUCUUCUCUCUGUGACAUGGUGAUGGAGGAAGUGUAAUUGUUUAAUUGUUUAUCGCUUUCAUGAUAACUGGACCAAAGGAAACGACCCAAAAUUGCUCAGAAAAAAUUGCAAACAAUAAACAAAGCUAAAACACA